GUGCAAAAGUAGACAAAGCUACAUAAUUGGCCCAAGACUACAUAGAGAAAAUAUGAAUGAUAUUUCCCAAAAGGCCGAGAUUCUGCUUUCUUCAUCUAAACCUGUCCCAAAAACCUAUGUGCCUAAACUUGGCAAGGGUGAUGUAAAGGAUAAAUUUGAAGCCAUGCAGAGAGCCAGGGAAGAAAGAAAUCAAAGGAGAUCUAGAGAUGAAAAGCAAAGAAGAAAAGAACAAUAUAUUAGAGAGAGAGAAUGGAACAGGAGAAAGCAGGAGAUUAAAGAAAUGCUUGCUUCUGAUGAUGAGGAAGAGAUAUCUUCUAAAGUAGAAAAGGCUUAUGUCCCAAAGCUAAUAGGAACUGUUAAAGGUAAAUUUGCUGAAAUGGAGAAACAAAGACAAGAGGAAGAAAGGAAGAGAAUGGAGGAAGAAAGAAAACGCAGAAUUGAGCAAGAUAUGUUAGAAAAGAGGAAGAUACAGCGUGAAUUAGCCAAAAAGGCAGAGAAGAUUGAGGACAUAAACAAUACGGGAACUGAAUCAGCAUCAGAGGAAGGAGAUGAUUCACUACUUAUAACAGUGGUACCUGUCAAACCAUACAAAACAUCUGGAAAACUAAAAGCAAAUUUUGAGGACCUAGAAAAAGAACGAGAAGAGAAAGACAGGAUCAAUUAUGAAGAAGACCAAAGAGUAAGAUAUGAGGAACAACGACGAUCUCUUAAGGAAGCAAAAUGUCUUUCAUUGGUCAUGGAUGAUGAAAUGGAAAACGAGGCAAAAAAAGAGUCAUUUUUUCCUGGAAAAUUGAAACUAACUUUUGAAGAAUUGGAGCGACAAAGGCAAGAAAACCAAAAGAAGCAAGCUGAAGAGAAAGCAAGACAACGUUUAGAAGAAGAGAAGCGUGCUUUUGAAGAAGCAAGGCAGCAAAUGGUAAACGAAGAUGAGGAAAAUCAAGACACAAAAAACAUUUUUAAAGGGUAUCGCCCAGGGAAACUCAAACUCAGUUUUGAAGAAAUAGAAAGACAAAGGAGAGAAGACGAAAAGAGGAAAGCAGAAGAAGAAGCUAGAAGAAGAAUAGAGGAAGAAAAGAAGGCAUUUGCUGAAGCAAGGAGAAGCAUGGUAGUAGAUGAUGACUCCUCAGGGAUGUAUAAAACAAUUUCUCAAGAAUCUCUCACACCUGGAAAACUGGAAAUUAACUUUGAAGAAUUAUUAAGACAAAAAAUGGAAGAAGAAAAACGACGAACAGAGGAGGAACGGAAACAUAAACUAGAAAUGGAGAAACAGGAAUUUGAACAACAGAGACAAGAAAUGGGAGAGGAAGAAGAAGAAAGUGAAACCUUUGAAUUGAGCAGAGAAUAUGAAGAAUUAAUCAAAUUAAAAAGAAGUGGCUCUAUUCAAGCUAAAAAUCUAAAAAGCAAAUUUGAAAAAAUUGGACAAUUGUCUGAAAAAGAAAUACAGAAAAAGAUAGAAGAAGAACGAGCUAGGAGGAGAGCAAUUGACCUUGAAAUUAAAGAACGAGAAGCAGAAAAAUUUCAUGAGGAAGAAAAUGUUGAUGUCAAACCUGCAAAAAAAAGUGAGGCUCCAUUUACUCAUAAAGUGAAUAUGAAAGCUAGAUUUGAACAAAUGGCUAAGGCAAGAGAAGAAGAAGAACAAAGAAGAAUUGAAGAACAAAAGUUACUACGUAUGCAGUUUGAGCAAAAGGAAAUUGAUGCAGCACUGCAAAAGAAGAGAGAAGAGGAGGAGGAGGAAGAAGGUAGUAUCAUGAAUGGCUCCACUAUUGAAGAUGAAGAACAAACCAGAACAGGAGCUCCAUGGUUCAAGAAGCCUCUAAAAAACACAUCAGUUGUAGACAGUGAGCCAGUUAGAUUUACUGUCAAAGUAACGGGAGAACCCAAACCAGAAAUUACGUGGUGGUUUGAAGGAGAAAUACUACAGGAUGGAGAAGACUAUCAAUAUAUUGAAAGAGGAGAAACUUACUGUCUUUACUUACCAGAAACUUUCCCAGAAGAUGGAGGCGAGUAUAUGUGUAAAGCAGUCAAUAAUAAAGGCUCUGCAGCUAGUACCUGUAUUCUUACCAUUGAAAUGCAAUGCUCCUUGAAGGAACACAAUCAAGGAUGAUACACAGCACAGUCCUCCUCACCCCUACAGAGCUAGUUCUAUACUGGCUGGAUCAAACCUGCACUUCAACAGACAAUGGCAAGACAGACUGUAUUUGCAUGUAGUCUAAUAUAUUAAUAUGCAAAGAGCCAACAAAUAUGCAAAGAGUAAAACAAUGGAUUUCAACAAAAUAUCAGAACUUCAGCAUGAGUGUUAAAGAGUAAUAAAAUGAUUUCAAAUACAUAAAAAAUUAAGUUGAUUCAAUGACUGGACUUGUGCAUUUACAAAACAAAGCUUAUCUAUACUGCAAAAAGAAAAAAAAGAAGCUUGAACUUUUCCAUACCCAAAUUAUGUUUCAAUGGCAGAUGCAAUGUUGCUAUACUUUUUGCAUACUAUUCACUUUCUACCUUUAAUUUGAAAAGAAACACACUAAUAUUAUAUACAUUAAGAGUUGCUUUACACGAAAAAACAAAAACAAAAACAAAACAAAAACCCUGUUCUUAUUAGACUACUCAUAUUCACUGUCUGAAAACUGUUUAAAAAUUAGUUAUGCUGAAACAGUCUUGGAAAUCAAGUAAUUAUCAAAUUAAGAACAGAAAGGUUAACUGUUAUAGCAGCAGUAGAGGUCUGAAACAGUGGUCAUGUAUAAAAGGAAAUUUCACUGUUAAUGCAAUGGAAGGAUGCCAAAGAUCAUUGUACACACAUGCAGUUUUUAAUCAAACACAAGGAAAAAAAAAACAAAGAUAUCAGGAUUACUUGUGCUACAAUAGCCAAAUAUAAUAAAUGGAAAAAGAUCCUCCAAUCUAUCACUAUACUGCAACGGGAAAAAAACAUGCCAGUGUUUAAAAACUCACUAUUUCAUGGGGAAAACUUAUAUAUAUUUGUGUAUAUGUACUUAAUUUAUCAUUGCUAAGAAAUUACGAAUCCUUUAAAUACCCACAUAUCCAACUUACCGACACAGGAGGUUUCAUAUCAUUUAUUGUAAAGCACAAAACAGGCAUUUUAAAAGUGAAAGUAUACAUUGAAAAAGUACAUUUAUAUCACAAAGCAUUGACCACAUAAUAGUUGCAAAUACAUUGCUGGAAUGUGUACAUCUACACUAAAUACUAAAAACAAACCAAUUUUCAUUUCUACACAGAAAUAUUAACCUCCUAUCAGUAGUGAUAGAUAUUUUGUACAUUUUCAAAAAAAAAAAAAAAAACACUAUUU
Molecule: messenger RNA, 3292 nt
Organism: Tupaia belangeri chinensis (Chinese tree shrew)
Lineage: Eukaryota; Metazoa; Chordata; Mammalia; Scandentia; Tupaiidae
Gene: NEXN
Product: nexilin F-actin binding protein
Exons: 13
Coding region: 53-2104 (683 amino acids)
Biological process (GO): mitochondrial fusion
Source: RefSeq, a predicted model, not a curated record